Messenger RNA from Pestalotiopsis fici W106-1, 2052 nucleotides. RefSeq names its product Nuclear protein localization protein 4. The transcript is spliced from 3 exons. Gene Ontology annotation, biological process: ubiquitin-dependent protein catabolic process. Bases 1 to 2052 code for a protein of 683 amino acids. The record is from RefSeq and is a predicted model, not a curated record. Gene Ontology annotation, cellular component: nucleus. Lineage: Eukaryota; Fungi; Ascomycota; Sordariomycetes; Amphisphaeriales; Sporocadaceae. Gene Ontology annotation, molecular function: ubiquitin protein ligase binding; ubiquitin binding.
AUGCUGUUACGACUACGGGGGCCUGAUGGCAUGAAGAGGGUCACGGUUGACCCCAGUGAUACGUUUGGCGACCUGGGUCGUCUCCUGGUCAAGGAGCUUCCUCCGACCGUCGCUCCCGAAACUAUUGCCAUGUCCAAUACCCCCUCGGGCGGCGAGCGGAAACGGCUGGUAGAGAUUGCAAAGUUCAAACUCAGCCAGAUUGGUCUCAAGCAUGGUGAUCUCAUCUUCCUGACCUAUGACCACAAGAGCGACACAGCCAACGGCGAGACCGACUCCAAUGGCGCCGUUCCUGCCGCCGCAAACAGACUCAACGGCAAGCCUAUCCUGCCGACCGAAGACAUCCCCACAAAGCCAAUCUCGAUAGGAAAAGAGCCGACACUCAUCAGAAACCCGUGGGAGGUGGUAAAACAGUCAGCCUUGGAUGAUCGGCUGGACAAGAAAGACGGCAAGAUCCCAAGAGGACGCGAUAAGAUGUGCAAGCACGGACCGAAGGGCAUGUGCGACUACUGCAUGCCUCUCGACCCCUUCAACCCGCAGUACCUAGCUGAUAAGAAGAUCAAAUAUCUAUCUUUCCACUCCUACCUCCGCAAGAUUAACUCGGCCACAAACAAGCCCGAGCUGGGCAGCUCCUUCAUUCCGCCUCUGAAGGAGCCCUACUUCCGAGUCAAGAAGGACUGUCCGUCUGGCCACCCAGCUUGGCCCGAGGGUAUUUGCACAAAGUGCCAACCGAGCUCCAUCAUCUUACAGCCGCAGACAUGGCGUGCCGUCGACCAUGUCGAGUUCGCCUCAUUUGACCUGGUCAACACAUUUAUCGAUGCCUGGCGCAGAACUGGCGCUCAAAGAGUCGGACUUCUCUACGGUCACUAUGAGGAAUACACCGAAAUACCACUGGGAGUUAAAGCUGUAGUGGAGGCUAUCUAUGAGGUGCCACAGGUGGAUGAGGCCGACGGUGUCUCGUUGAAUCCCUUUGACAACGAGCACGAAAUCACGGCUGUUGCCAAACUAUGCGGCCUCGAGCCGGUGGGCACUAUCUUUACCGACCUGCUGGACUCGGGUGUCGGCGACGGCUCCGUCAUCUGCAAGAGACAUGCAGACUCGUACAACCUUUCCUCACUCGAGGUCUGCUAUGCCGCAAGACUUCAAGCACAGCACCCCAAGCCCACGAAAUGGAGUGACACUGGCAUCUAUGGCUCCAAUUUCGUGACUUGCAUCAUAUCAGGUGAUGAGACUGGCCAGAUUGCCAUCUCCGCCUAUCAAGCAUCUCUUGAGGCUGUAGAAAUGGUUCGGGCCGAUAUCAUCGAGCCGUCGGCCGAUCCUACCGUCAUGCUUGUGCAGGAAGAGGAGGAUGAGGACGGUUCCAAGAGCCGCACGAGAUUCAUACCCGAGGUCUUCUUCCGCAAGAUCAAUGAAUACAAUGCCAACGUUCAGGAAAAUGCAAAGCCUGCUUUCCCUGUCGAAUAUCUAUAUGUCACCUUGACUCACGGCUUUCCUACCGAGCCCAAGCCCCUGUUCAAGGACUCAAAAGAGAGCCCUUUCCCGAUUGAAAACCGCGAGAUCAUGGGCGAGACGCAGCAGCCCAGUGCUGUGGCCAAGGCCCUCAAGACCAAGGAUGGCCAGCAAAAGCUUUCCGACUUUCACCUCCUAUGCUUCAUUCACAACAUGGGCGUGCUUUCAAAGGAGGAAGAAGCUCUUUUGUGCCGUGUGGCCACAAAGCACGACCUUGCCGACACGUACCAACUCUUCUCGAUGCCCGGAUGGCAGACGCUGGAGGCUAUCAUUCAAUCGUCCGGUGAGAACAUUCCUACGCACACUUUGAAGCGUCCUCGCUCGCCUAGUGGAGGCGGGGUCCAAUCUGUCAAUCCUGAUAACCCAGCAAACCCUCGUGAAUCUGCCAAGACGAGUGACGGUGUUGCAACCUUUUCGAACGAUGAACCAGACGCUAAGCGUUUUGCUGCCCUUAGGCUGAGCGGUAGUCGCCAACAAGACGGGAGGAAUCGCCCACGUCCUGCGCCCGCUCCCGGAACCGCCCAAAGAAGGUCGAAAGUUGAGUAG